This is a messenger RNA of Labrus mixtus (cuckoo wrasse), 777 nucleotides long. RefSeq names its product urate (5-hydroxyiso-) hydrolase a (gene uraha). Gene Ontology annotation, biological process: purine nucleobase metabolic process. Lineage: Eukaryota; Metazoa; Chordata; Actinopteri; Labriformes; Labridae. Gene Ontology annotation, molecular function: hydroxyisourate hydrolase activity. Bases 169 to 585 code for a protein of 138 amino acids. The record is from RefSeq and is a predicted model, not a curated record. The transcript has 4 exons.
UUGACAAAGAGAUAAGCCAGUGUGGGCUGAAUUUUGCUCUGAACAUGACACUCUUAAAACCUUCAUGUGACAACAAAUCGCAUGCUGUUAAAUAAGCCAUAUAAACCAUAAAAUCUAAUUAUUUGGUUAAAACUGUUGACCCAGUUUGGAUUCUAUUCAUAAGCGCACAUGAGUGCUAACAGGCUCCAGCAACUCAAGGGUCAUAUUUUGCCAGAAAACAAGGCUACAGCAAUGGGCUCACCUAGUCCUCUGACCACCCAUGUGCUCAACACUGCCAUGGGUGUCCCUGGCUCCAAUAUGGCCCUUAGUCUCUAUCGACAAGACCCAUCCACAAAUGCCUGGAGUUUGAUAACAUCUGGAGCCACUAAUGAUGAUGGGCGUUGCCCAGGACUCAUCACAAAACAAAUGUUUACACCUGGUGUGUAUAAAAUGCAUUUUGACACUGCUCAGUACUGGGAGAGUAUGGGAGAGAACAGCUUCUAUCCAUAUGUUGAGAUUGUUUUCACUAUCAUUGACCCUGGACAAAAGUACCAUGUCCCUCUGCUGCUGAGUCGUUUCUCUUAUAGUACAUACAGAGGGAGCUAGAGAUCAAGCUGAGGAUUCCUCCUUCUUCUACCAACUAACACUUCACGAGCACAGGGCAACUGUAUCAAGAACAUCCAUCUAAGCACCAGCUGAACUAUCACAGUUCAACUAAUCCUUCAACUUGAAUUAUGUUUUAAUCAGUAUUUUUUGUAAAUUCAUAAACCUAUUAAACUAGGUGUUUCUUCUGUCAAA